Messenger RNA from Orcinus orca (killer whale), 1806 nucleotides. RefSeq names its product leucine-rich repeat-containing protein 37B-like. The transcript has 12 exons. Bases 641 to 1471 code for a protein of 276 amino acids. Gene Ontology annotation, molecular function: protein binding. The record is from RefSeq and is a predicted model, not a curated record. Lineage: Eukaryota; Metazoa; Chordata; Mammalia; Artiodactyla; Delphinidae.
CGAGCCGGGGCGGAGGGAGGGGUGGAGGAAGCCGCCCCGCGGCCCAGUAACUGGGCGCCUCGGGGUACUGCUUCAGCACCUCAUCUGCCUGUGGUCUCCGCUGAGAGGAAUCUUAGUUCUAGAGCCGACCUGAGCAGUCAGCUCGCUCCCAGAGAUUUUUGAGAGAUAGUUCCCAACAGACGGCAUUGCCUCCUAAUGCUUCUCGAAGCUUAGGAUUUCAGAGGGAAACUUGUUCAUAAAAUGAGAAGUGUUUGGAGUUGCCGGCUCACCACAGUUGCCUGUGGCGAAGGGCUGGGGGAAUAUAAGGGAAUGGGCGGUUUGUUUUCCUGGGCGUGAAAUUUCCUGCACUUACUUAGCAUGGGACCACCCUACAGCAUUCUGUGUUCAGUCUUCUCCCAGUUUGGCCUUCUGUAUUCGGUCCGAGUCUUCCCAAACGCAGCAGUGGCCGGUCCUGGCAUCAUCAAGUUUUAUUAAGCAAGGGAUGCCCACAGAGCCCAAAAGGCAUGCGACCAGAAGCAGCUUUUCCAGACAUCUCCAGUGAAGGUUCGUCUCGGCACCAGACAUAAGGCGGUUCAACAUAAUACGCCUGCCCUAAACAGCUCCAGAUGCCAAGAAUUGGCAAAUUACUACUUUGGUUUCAAUGGGUGGUCAAAAAGGAUCAUCAAGGGUCAUUAUCAUUCCUUAUGAAAAGGAAGGUAACCCAGAAGCUUACUAUUCAGAAGGCUAUGACAGAUGCAUUCCAGAAACUGCUGAUUGUGGUUUUAGAAAUUUCCAAGGAAACUCUAUUUCUUACCUUGAUGAAAGUAUAUGGAAGGCAUACCGCUGGGCUGAGAAGCUAAAUCUCAGUGAAAAUUAUUUGACUGAAUUACAUAAGGACUCAUUUGAAGGCUUGCUAUCCCUCCAAUAUUUAGAUUUAUCCUGCAAUAAAAUACAGUCUAUCGAAAGACGUACAUUUGAACCACUACCUUUUUUGCAGUUUAUAAAUCUUGGUUGCAAUUUACUCACAGAACUGAGCUUUGGAACGUUUCAGGCCUGGCAUGGAAUACAGUUUUUACACAAGUCAAUUCUCAGUCAUAAUCCUUCGACAACAGUUGAAGAUUCUCAUCUUUUUAAAUUGCCAGCAUUAAAAUAUUUAGACAUGGGAACAACACAAGUGUCACUUACAACAAUUGAAAGCAUCCUCAUGAUGACCCAUGAAUUGGAAAAACUGAUCUUACCUAGCCGUAUGGGCUGCUGCCUCUGCCAAUUUAAAGAUAGUAUUGAGGUUGCCUGUAAGACAGUCAAGCUGCGUUGUGACAGUGAAUGCCUGACAGACGUGACACCUUGUGGUCAGUACUUUUCUGCAUCAUUUCCAGGGCCCCUGAUUAACCGGGAAGGUUCCCUGACCGCUGGUGGUGAAAGUGAUGAUGAAAGCAACCAAGGAAGCCCAGCAGAAGCCUAUUAUGGGGCUGGGGGUAAGCAAAGGAAGUGAACUGUUUCAGUCGUCUCAUCCUGUAGCUCCUGCUUGAGAAUACGAGCUGAAGAGGAGAUAAGAUGGACCUGCCACUGAAUUAGGACCUUAAUCUGUAGCACCCCCUCCCCAAGUUACUAACCCCUGUUAGAAGAGGGAAUACGUAUACCUCUCUAAAUGUAAAUAAAGCAACCAAAAGAAUUAGAGGUUCAUCUGCAUUAACAAGCUUCUUUGAGAGUGCAAAUAUUUCCAGUCUUAACUCUCUCAAUAACUUACAUAUUACUGUGGAGUUUUUACAUCACUAGUUCUUUCUUAAAUGUCUAUUUCCAUUUUGAACAGUGUGUAGUAUAUAAAUA